AUGCAAGCAUCCAAGGGCGAGUCCGGUACUGCGCUGAGCAAGCCGAGCAAGAACAUCGAGGCUCAACGCCAGUCUAGCAGAGUUCACGUCGAGUUUGUCGCUGACGGUGUCUUCGCCGCCGAGCUCAACGAGUUCUUCACUCGUGAGCUCUCCGAGGAGGGAUACUCUGGUUGCGAGGUCCGUGUCACGCACGCCCGCACCGAGAUCAUCAUCCGCGCCACCCACACCCAGGAGGUUCUUGGUGACAAGGGUCGCCGCAUUCGCGAGCUCACCGCUCUCGUCCAGAAGCGAUUCAAGUUCCCCGACAACUCGCUCGAGCUGUACGCCGAGAAGGUGCAGAACCGCGGUCUGCACGCCGUCGCCCAGUGCGAGUCUCUGCGCUACAAGCUGCUCGGUGGUCUCGCCGUUCGACGUGCCGCCUACGGUGUCCUCCGCUUCGUCAUGGAGUCCGGUGCCAAGGGUUGCGAGGUCGUCAUCUCGGGUAAGCUGCGUGCUGCUCGUGCCAAGUCGAUGAAGUUCACCGACGGUUUCAUGAUCCACUCCGGUCAGCCCGUCAAGGACUUUGUGGACGAGGCUGUUCGUCACGUUCUCAUGAAGCAGGGUGUUCUCGGUAUCAAGGUCAAGAUCAUGCAGGGCUGGGACCCCGAAGGACGUGCCGGCAAGCCUUUCCCGCUCCCCGACGCCGUCACCAUCCUCGAGCCCAAGGAGGAGGCUCCCAUCCUCGCCCCCGUUUCCGACGCAAACAUCACCAAGGUGAUCGCACGACCCGAGGGAGACUCGUACGAAGAAAACCUGAUCGACUGCUGCCGCAACGCAUCCGGAAGUCAAACAUGGGAAAAAAGAGCAAGCAGAGCCAAAGCGAGGAAGAAAAACGAGCUUGCAGACGAGCAGUCUCUGGCAAGACGAAUACAAAUUCGGGUGAUUUUGAAGUCAAAUCGUACUGUAGCCGUGAAAUUGUAUUCGAAGCGAAGAAAGGCAAGCGCAGAUUCUGGCUUGAACAAGGAGAGAGAAGAAGAGCGCCGUUCUCUGAGGUUGCAAAUUGAACAGAAGAACAGCAAGAUGGCAGACGAGCCGACAAUGGCUCUUGGGAGAGUGAGGAGGAGGAGGGAGAGCACAGCAGAGCCAGCAAAAGCAAGCAAGCAACAGCGUUUGGGCUUGGCCGUUGCUCGUCGUCGGUUCGUGAGCGGUUCCUACUACGGAAAGUACGUUUCAUGCUUUCGGCGGCACCAGCAUCUUCGACAGCAGCAGCAGCAGCAGCAGCACCAGCAGCACCAGCAGCGAACGUUUUGGCAGACGUGGUUCCGACAAUGCGCCUCAACUUGCGGAAUAGCUAUGAUUGACGGCGCUUCGCAGAGCAUUGAUGCUCGCAGCUCGCUCUUCGACUUCAGAGACUGCUCGAAUCUACGCCUGAAAGGAUCAAAGACGACCGUACGCAAUGUCGGUCGCAAACAAGAACCCUUUCGCCAUCCUUGGUGGCCUGCGUACCACUACAUCUACGAGCGACGCAAAUACUGA
Pseudozyma hubeiensis SY62 is the source of this 1515-nucleotide messenger RNA. Its product is annotated as 40S ribosomal protein S3. Lineage: Eukaryota; Fungi; Basidiomycota; Ustilaginomycetes; Ustilaginales; Ustilaginaceae. Gene Ontology annotation, biological process: translation. The record is from RefSeq and is a predicted model, not a curated record. The transcript has 6 exons. Gene Ontology annotation, cellular component: nucleus; cytosolic small ribosomal subunit. Gene Ontology annotation, molecular function: RNA binding; structural constituent of ribosome. The coding region runs from base 1 to 1515 and encodes 504 amino acids.